Colossoma macropomum (tambaqui) is the source of this 1407-nucleotide messenger RNA. Its product is annotated as GTPase IMAP family member 4-like. The record is from RefSeq and is a predicted model, not a curated record. The transcript has 4 exons. NCBI's taxonomy places the organism in Eukaryota, Metazoa, Chordata, Actinopteri, Characiformes, Serrasalmidae. Gene Ontology annotation, molecular function: GTP binding. The coding region runs from base 299 to 1105 and encodes 268 amino acids.
CCCGCUCUGGUUGUGUAAUGGCGGCUGUUUCCGGUUUGCUGUUAGUUUCGGUUUUGUCUGUGUGCAGACUCCGGGUCCCGGAUGUAGUCUGUGUCUCUCGGCUUCCUCAGAGCUCCGUCUUCGAGUAGCUCGUGUAGCGAAUAGUUUUAUUUGAACUUAUUUUACAACAGAAUGGUUUUAACGCGCCGAUGAUUCUCCAGAGAGAAACUAAAGGAAUGAGUUCAUCAGAAGAGCAACGUCAUCUACAGGUUUAACCCUGCAGUCCACAGAAACUACAGUAACUACAGAAACUACAGAAAUGGCCCACUCGGACAGGGAGCAGGACCUCCGGGUGGUCCUUCACGGGAAUGUAGGUGCAGGCAAGAGUGAAUCAGGCAACACACUGCUUGGAUCUUCAUGCUUUUUGUCUGAGCUCAGUGGCUCUGCAGUCACCCAGCAGUGCGAGGCUCAGACUGUGACCUUGGGAGGAAAGCGGAUCAUGGUGGUGGACACUCCAGGACUGACUGCAACAAUGGACUCAAACACAGCUAAGAAGAAACUGCUCCAGUGCCUCCAGCUCUCAGCCCCAGGGCCUCAUGUUUUCCUGCUGGUGAUCCCCCUGGGCCGAUUCACCCAGGAUGAGAGGGACACAGUGGACAGACUGAUAGAAGUGUUUGGGCAGAAGCUCUACAUGUUCACCAUUAUCCUCUUCACUUUUAAAAGAAAAAAUACCUCCAUUGAGGAGUAUAUCAGGACUGCUGGGGACAGUCUUCAGCAGCUGGUUCAGAAGUGUGGCAGCAGGUACCACGCCUUCAGUGAAAACCCUGGUAAAAAGGAUCAAGAGGAACUUCUAGCAAAGAUAGACAAACUGGUAGCAGCCAAUGGUGGUAGAUGGUACACAAACACAGACGACGAGAUGAAAGAUCUUGAAAUGAAACUGAAGCAUCAACAUUUAGGUGGGGGAAGCUUGACCUCCAAAACGAGUGUCUCUGAAAAACUUGGCAGUCUGAUUCACAGUAAGAGACCAGACUCUCCUGAGCCCAGCUGUGUGUCUAUGAAGAGUGAUCAGUCAAUGGAUAGAGACAUAGCCUUCAAACAGGGAGAGUCUUCACCUGAACUGAGGUGAGUACAGUAUCAUGGAUAAUACUUAUUACCACCCUGAAUAGAGGGAGUAAAGACCACUGUAAACACCAGUGCAGUUUCCCCAUAGAUGGCUUUAUCUAGAAUGAGGAAAAGCCUGUGAUCGCCCCCUACUGUCUGGAUCGAGGCAUAGCCAGUCGAUCUCAGAUCACUAUAAUAAGAUCUACUGGUAGAUUCUCUAUUUAAGAGAAGAGCUAAGCUUUAUGUCUGUUAAUACUCUUUAUCAUGGAUUCACCAUCAUUUUCCUACUUUUUACACAUGAAUUCUCAAACAGCUCCAGAGUUAUGA